GCCGACGUCAUGACGCGCCUGCGCCACUAGCUCUCCGCCGCUCUUGGUAAACAGAGACGUCAGCGAGAAGUUUUGCGGUGCCCAAAACAAAAGGAAAAGUGACACUCACCCGGCGGAACCGGCAGCGAAGGCUUGAUUACACAGAGACCGGCAGGAGCGGGCCUCCCUCCCACCCAACCCGGGCUCGGGCACGAUCCCACCGAGGGGCACUGUGCAAGGCUCGGCGCAGCUGGAGCCCCUACCGAGUGAUGGGGGCUGCGGGCGGUCAGGGGCCCAUCCACUCCGAGCCGGGCUGGGAUUAGGACAUUACCUGCUCAGAGGGUCUGCUUGUAGACCCCCCUCCCCUCUCCCAGGGGGACAGUGAUUGUUAAGGCCAGGGUUACUGUUAGUGUUCUGCUCGCACCCCAUAAUGGAGGGAACUGAACCCGCACCCGUGGACAUCGAUCCGGAUUUCGAGCCCCAGGCUCGGCCCAGGUCUUGCACGUGGCCCCUUCCCAGACCCGAACUGUCAGUGGUCCAGCCAGCAGCCCCCAAUGACGAAAACAGGACAGAGACCCCCGAUGCCCCUUCUCUGAUGUCUCCAGAAGGGGAGGAGAGGGCACUGUCAGAUGGGUUGACUGGCAGCGGUGGAGUGACCCCCAGGAAGGGGGGGUCUAGGAGGAACGCAUGGGGCAACCAGUCUUAUGCAGAACUUAUCAGCCAGGCCAUAGAGAGCUCCCCUGAGAAAAGACUGACCCUGUCUCAGAUCUAUGACUGGAUGGUGAAGUCCAUUCCUUACUUCAAAGACAAGGGUGACAGCAACAGCUCUGCAGGCUGGAAGGUAAUUCGGAUAGGGCUUUAAUGUAUUGGUUAUCAUGCUGGAGAAAAAAAAUCCUACCAUUGGGGCCUAUUUUCUGGGCAGCAGAAUCUAUCUACUCGCAGGACUAAAAAAAUGUAAAUUAUCGAUAAAAUUAAGCUUAUGUUUAUUGGUACAUCCAACAAAUGCACAUACACAGCAAACAUUCCUCACAUAUUGGUGGCAUUGAAAGCAGGCCAAUUCUAUCAGCGUGGUACCUCCUCUCACGACUCAGGUCAUGCUUCCAUUCCUUUGCUACUUGUCCAAGCAAAGGAUAGGGCAGCAGCACGUGGAUGCUGUGCCCUUGUGCUGUUCUGGCAUGUGCCAGUAUACCAGGUGGGCAGAGGAGGUGCUCCAAUACUACUUCUGCUGUGGGCCCCCCCUCUUGCAGAGCGCCCCCAUUCUACAGUCUGCUUCCAAGUUCAACUGCAGGCACAUGGGAAUAAUCCCCUGUUGUGAGUCACUACUAUGCAUGGCUAUGGGGGCCUCUACUUUUAGGGCCUCCGGGCACCUGCCCAACGUGCUUAUACGUUAAGAUAGCUCUGGGCAACAGUUGCUCAUCACUUAAGAGUAGAGCAAGGUUGCCUAAUACAGGGAAGUGUCUGCUUUGUGUUCUAACUGUAGCAAGUGUCUUGCCAUCUUUUCUACAUAAUGACUUUUUCACGAUAGUUUCAAAAUAAACUUUAAAUGUUAGCAAAAUUAAUUUAUGAAGUAGUAGUAGCCUGGUAGAUCACUUUUUAGUGUAAUAUAUUGAUACAACCACAUAUACUAUUGCACAGAAUUACAAUCUCCAAAGACAUUUGACAGGGAAGGGGUCAAAUGUCGGUAACAUGAUAUCUCACUAAAGUGGUCACUUUUCAGAGGGUCUCUCUCUGGCAGGAUUUAAAUAAUUGUCAAUGUCAGUGUCUGAUUGGAAAGUUGUCACAUGUUAGACAAAUACAGGGAGAGGGGUAGAGCCAAACUCUGCCUUGGCCAAUCAGCAUAUCUUCAUAGAUGCAUUGAAUCAUUGCAUCUCUCUAAGGAAAGUUCAGUGUCUCCAUGCAGAGAGUGAAGACACUGGAUGUUUAACUUUACUCACCAGAACAAAUAUAAUAAGCUAUAGUUCUUCUGGUGACUAUAGUGUCAAUAUAAAUAUUAAAAUUAUGCCUUUCUGACAGCUAAGGGUUAAGUGCCCCUGGUGGGAAAUCUGACUCGGACAGAGAACAUGGUGAAGGUGUCUUAAAUAUCAGUUGGGGCAGAAGGGUUAAAUUACAUCUUUAGUGGACCUGUCUAUGGCAGGUAACUAUUAGUAGAUUAGUUCUGACAGACUCCUGAGGGUCUGUCUCUCUAGAUCCAUUCUCUAUUAACCCCUUAAGGACCAAACGUCUGUAAUAAAAGGGAAUCAUGACAUGUCACACAUGUCAUGUGUCCUUAAGGGGUUAAGGGGACAGGGAAGCAUCUCAUAGUAGUCUGAGCAAGGAAGCAGACAUAGAUUAGUUGGUGUCAAUUCUUUAUCAUUCAUAUAUUAACAUAUGCUUUAAAAGGACUGUUGUGUUCUCACACCAACACCAGCAGAAACACAAGUUUUUGCUGUAUCCAUGCGCUGAAUCAGAAUCUUUUGCAGCAAAGCUUUGCAUAUGGAACAUACACACUACUAGGUGGCAUCCAGACCUCAAACUUGAAUACGGUGUAAUAACUUUUCAGAAUAUCAUACCAUACUAACAAUUUGUAAUUUUGUUCAAAAUUUGCAUUCUCCUAAAAUAAAUGCACUAGUGCUUCCAUUUGUUUGCUAUAUAAAACAUGUUCAUAGGUAUGGAUAUAUGUCCCACAAGAGAAGAUGGAUUAAUGUUGAUAUUAAAGGACAGUCAGGGUAUACUAUUGUAAUUGAGAAGCCAUAUUUGAAUCCUCUAACAGCAAUGAGGAAUUCCAAAUCAGCUACCCAAUUUUUAUUUUGUAAUGUGCAGCUCAUGAAUAGUUGCCUUCAAUUUAGCAGGAUAUUUUGAACAUAUAGACUAUUAAAAACAAGGGUGCCACAUGAGUGGAAUAAUUUUUAUUUUUUUGGUAUAUUGAAAGUGCUCCUGUCACUUUACUUUUUCCUAAAAGUAAGAUGUUUAUUAAAACACUGUAUUGGAAUUUAAUUGAAAUUACAAUGCAAUUAGAAGAUUUAAACUAGACAAAUUAUGGAAUUUUUGAUAAAUGUAAGUAACAAGUUGUGGCAAAGGGUGGAGCUAGAAACCACUUCUGCCAUUUCCCAUAAGGCUUUGCCUUUCUCAUUGGUAUGCACCUGACAGAUGAAGUUGCCAUAAGCGUAUUCUGGAGCAGAAGAACAACAUGGAUGGAAGCGAUGAAUGUGAAAAACAGUGGUGCUAUCCUCUUUGGUUUAUUAUUUACAAAUUCCUUAAUUAAUCAUGACAUGCUUCACAUUCAUAUUGUGUUCUCUCAUGUAACAAAGAUUUGUUCCCCCCUCACCCAUUACAAUUUUCUCUUCCUGAGCUUAAUAUACCACCCUUUGCAUUUACUUGCUUUUCAGUGGCAUAUGUAAAUACAAUUCCUAACGGAAACAUAACCAAAAUGAGCAGCUACAUUUUGUACGUAUUGACUGAAUAUUCAUUUUAUUUACAAAACUUUGUCGGUUCUUAUCUUUUUAAAAAAAAUAAAAUAAAUUUAAAAAAAACCAACCUGUAGAAUUUGCUAUUUAAAAUUAAAGAUUACAUGUAUAGGUUCUUUGUGUAUUAUUUUUUAGUGCGUAUGUUAUUUCUAUAGCUCUAACAUUCUUCAGUGCUCUACACUGAAGAGGUAAAACAGUAAUAUACAAAAAAUUAAAGUUAAAAGAACAAAGUGGUAAGGAAAAUUAGCUAUGUAUAAUACAGUAAUGAGCUAUAUGUAAAUACUUCUGUUCGGUGUAGCUGCAGACUUUCAAUUACUUUAUUUGGAUCUUUAAAUACAAUUUGAUCAGAAGUACAGUUUAUCUGACCAUAAACCCUGACAUAACCAAACUCUGGUGUGUGCUUCCAAAUCCUGUACUGCACAAAUCGCUACUCAAAAUGUGUAUGAUCUUAGCUGGUAAGAGGUACAGCCAACAUUGUCCUCUAUCAUGGAGCAUAGGUAAGCUAGGUAAUGCACAGAAAAGUGUUAAUAUUUAUAUUAAAGGGACACUAUAGUCACUGAACAACUUUAGCGUAAUGAAGCAGUUUUGGUGUAUAGAACAUGCCCCUGCAGCCUCACUGCUCAAUCCUCUGCCAUUUAGGAGUUAAAUCCCUUUGUUUCUGAACCCUAGUCACACCUCCCUGCCUGUGACUUGCACAGCCUUCCAUAAACACUUCCUGUAAAGAGAGCCCUAUGUAGGCUUUCUUUAUUGUAAGUUCUGUUUUAAUUAAGAUUUUCUUAUCCCCUGCUAUGUUAAUAGCUUGCUGGACCAUGCAAGAGCCUCCUGUUUGUGAUUAAAGUUCAAUUUAGAGAUUGAGAUCCAAUUAUUUAAGGUAAAUUACAUCUGUUUGAAAGUGAAACCAGUUUUUUUUUUUUCAUGCUGGCUCUGUCAAUCAUAGCCAGGGGAGGUGUGGCUAGGGCUGCAUAAACAGAAACAAAGUGAUUUAACUCCUAAAUGACAGUGAAUUGAGCAGUGAAAUUGCAGGGGAAUGAUCUAUACACUAAAACUGCUUUAUUUAGCUAAAGUAAUUUAGGUGACUAUAGUGUUUCUUUAAAAUAAUUCACAAGGUGGCUAUAUUACAUGUAAUCUUUAAUUCUCAGUAUAGAAAAACGAUUGUUUUAUUAAUAAAGUGUAAGAUAAUACUGAAAAUGGACAACACCUUAAGUAGCUUUCCCUAGGCUGGGUCACAGCUCAGAUAUAAUGCUGGUUUUAGCCCAUCUUGUUCCAUACUAUCUAGGCUAUUUGCAUAUCAAACUGAUCCCACUUAAUAGGGAAGUCCAGAUCUGAAAUGCUGGCCAGUGAAAUAUAGCUGAUAACCCCCAUAGGCACCGUGAGCAAGGGGUCCAUGUCUGGAUCACCCUUUAAACUCGGGCAGAGCAAAAAAAAACAAAAAACAAACAGGUUGCAAGACAAUAUUGAGAACAGACAACCGUUCAAGUAGCUUGCUCUACUGUGGGUCCUGGCUCAGAUUUCAACCUAGUUUUAACUCAUCUUGUGCCAUUACAAAGGGAAGCUAGGCAAUUGCACAUAAGACUGACCCUGCCCAAAAGCGUCGUCCAGAUCCAAAAUGUUAGUUUUACAUCAAAGAUGUCAAACUCGCAACCCACGAUGAAUUUCAUUGCGGCCCAACCAAUCUGGGGGGUUAAAAAUAAGCCAAGUGGUUAGUUUCUUCUGUUCACAAGUGGCUCCGUAAGGGAACUGCACGCACAAUACAGUGGGAGGGGGGGGCGCUGGGUGUCUCGUGACUACCUGGCGCUCAGUCUUAUGCCGUGCACUGCCGGAGCCUGAGAGCCCCCUCUUCUGCUAUGUCAGGCGAGAAACAGCAGGGAGGGGGCAUCUAUCAAUAGGGCAGGGCGCUUCCAACACCUCGGGCCGCGGCUCUGGGAGGUGUGAAUUGAAGUGUUAGGGAGGGAGAUAUGGAAUGGGUGGAGACGUGGGGGAGAGAUUUGGAAGGGAGGGAGACGUGGGGGAGAGAUUUGGAAGGGAGGAAGACAUGGAUGGAAGGGGGGUAGAAGAGAGUGGAGUGUGCUACCACACAAUACUCUGUCUGGAGAUUGCAGAGGGACUAGGGAGGGAGCGGAGCAGGCUUAGACUGCAGUUUGCAGAGGGACCGAGCGAGCGGGGUGAAUGCUUCAGACAGUGGCAUUACACACACACACCCAGGAGUACAUAUUGUUUGCGUGAGAAUGAUACAAGUAAUUUUAGUUUGUGUUGGUGUAGGUUAAACUCUUUAGACACCCAAACCACUAGAGCUUAUUGAAGUGGUUCUGGGCCAAACAGAUUGUCCCUGCAGGCUUAGCAGUGUAAACACUGGAAUUUUUAAGAAAAAGGCAGAGUUUGCACUACUGCCCCUAAUGUCACCUCUAGCAGCAGUCGCUCAGACAGCCACCAGAGGGACUUUCUAAAUGAGAUCGUGUAAAAAUUACAGGACCAAUGUUUGGUCUUGUCAUGACUAACGCUCCCCGUAGAGAUGGAUUUCUGUGCAUGCGCACUAGUCCUCAAUGCAUCCUUGUGUGGGAGCAUUGCAUUGGCUGAGAUCCAUAUUUAUGAUCUAUGGCAAUAGCAACAAGUCUGGCACGUAUGAGGUAGGUAAAACUAUAUAUUAUUUUUGCAUAAAGAGUGGGUGUUAUAACACUUAACAAAACUAAUCCUGAAAAUUGUUUAUGUUAACAUAUGCUGAUCUAUCUUGCUAAUAGUUGAUACAAUCCCACACAUGCACAGUACUGUUAUACACGUAUACAUGUAUUUAACCUCUGAGCUGAAUAUUCCUAGACAGGUAGUUCUACUUGCUGCACAUCUAAACACAGAAUGCUAUCUGUUUGUGCUCCAGGUUAUGGUGUUAACGGCUGUCCCCACAUGCCCAUCCCUCCCUCCUGUUUUGUGGUUUGUGGUAAAUCGCUUUAAACAGACUUGCAGAGUUCACCUCCGUUUUAAGUUUACCAGCUAGAGCCACAUUUGAAGAUAAGGAAAAUAAGUGUCAGUGCUACACCUGUAUCUUUAUAAAGUAACAUACCCAACUGCCUUUCUUUUCCAGUUAGUGGUCUGUCCUUUUUCAUGGCAGCCUUCUCCACUGCUUGUAAUUCAUACAUGUGUAAAAAGAAACUGCUCACAGUUUAAGAGACACGCAAAAGGUGAUAUAAGAUACAUUAAAGGGGAUAGAAUACACAAAACAUGAAAAUAUAUGCAAACAAACCGUUUUAAGAGUCAAGACAGACAUAUAUUUGGAGGAGGAAGGCAAAAUGCAGCUUCACUUGUGUAGCCAACCAUCCUUGCUCAGGUCUAUCUAAAAGGAUAAAAGUAACAUUUAAAUUAUGUAUUCAGAAUGCUAGAAUGUUAAACUCACUCUUUUAGAUUUUUUUUUUUUUUGUUUUGUUUUUUUACAAAGCAGAGAUCCAGGGCCUGAAACCAUCCAAUCUGCCUGCCAGGAAGACAGCCACUAGCGGUGGUUGUCCCUGCAAUUAAAACAUUGCCAUAUUUAUAUAAAAAACUGCAAUUUAGGACUAAAAUGUCAGGGGAACUGCAUCCAUACCUCACCCCACUUUCCUUUAAAGUUAUACUCUAGCUUAAAGGAACACUGGAGUUUGGAUUGUUAUUUAAUGUAUAUAUUUGCAUUCUAACUGUAUAAUAGCCAUAGUGACCUAUAUUGAAGGGCCUGAAAACAGACAAGCACUCCACUGCCCAAGUGGGCAAAAUUUAUAUACAAAACACUGUUUAGUAGAUAUGCCCAAAAUGAAUACAUACACUAGUUUUUCAUGCAUGUAUUCAUUUUGGCUUGUAUCUUAAAGGGACACUAUAGUCACCAGAACAACUACAGCUUAUUGCAUUUGUUCUGGUGAGUAGAAUCAUUACCUUCAGGCUUUUUGCUGUAAACACUGUCUUUGCAGUGUUUGCUUUACAGCCUAGGGAUAACUUCACUGGCCACUCCUCAGAUGGCUGUUAGAGAUCCUUCCUGGGUCAUGGCUUCCUAAAAUGCAUCCAAAUACUCAGUAUCUCCUCCCUUUGCAUGCAGACACUGAACUUUCCGCAAACGGAUUCAUUGAUUUGAUUCAAUUCAUCUCUAUGAGGAGAUGCUGAUUGGCCAGGGCUGUGUUUGAAUCAUGCUGGCUCUGCCCCAUAUGCCUCCUUGUCAGUCUCAGCCAAUCCUAUGAGGAAGCAAUGUGAUUAGAUCAGGCCACCACUCCUGAUGUCAGCAGACAGCUUGUUUUUCUGAGGCAAACAGCAUUCAGAUCUACAGCUUCAGGCUUGAAUACAGUAAGAUUUUUCUAUAUUUAUGGAGGCAUGAGGGGCCUAGAUGUUUGUGUUCCUGACCCUAUAGUGAUCCUUUAAGAGCUUGCAAAGCCUGCAGAACCUCUUGUAUAGCAGGUAAAUAGGAGGUAAAAUGAUACCUUGAUGUUAGAAUGGCAGGGGUAGAAUGGUAGCAAAUUGCUGCAAUUAUUAGGCACGAAACAUCACACUAUUCACUACAAGACGGGGUAGGAGAGAACACUAUAAGACAGGGGAGGAAGGGGGGAGGGGAGAACACUAUAAGACGGGGAGGAAGGGGGGGGAAGAACACUAAGACAGGGGAGGAAGGGGGGAGAACACUAUGGGACUGGGGAGGAAGAGGGAAAGAACACUAAAAAAGAGGGAGGGGAGAGGAACAUAAAGCGGGGGGACCACUAAAAGAAGGGAAGUUUUUCAUAUUAAAUUAAAUUCAUUAAAAAGUCGAAUAUUCCUGUGCUGGAGGAACUGCGGCCUCAGGGGUACGUACGCCCAUAUGUGGUGGGAGUGCCCUAAGAUCAGACUGUUUUGGAAAGAUGUUGGAGACAUAAUAGAGCAAGUUUUCCAGAGGCCCCCCCCCCUGGACCCAUGGAUAUACCUCAGGUCAAUAGAGGAUUGGCCGAGACAGGACCAGCGACUACUCCAUAAAAUUACGUUAGCCGCCCGUAGAGCUAUUGCACAACACUGGCUAAAAACCCAGCCACCUUCCAGAUCAGUGGUGAUAAGAUAAAAGACAACUGCCUCAUGGACGACCUUACUGCUAGGGUACAGGGUACGCAGGGGAGGUUUAAGAGAACUCGGGGGUUCUGGAAAGGGAGCCAAUUUGCAGACUGAGCGGGGUGCGGUUGGUGCGGGCCACUGCCCUCCUCACCUUCCUGCCCCUGCUGUCCCUUCCCGUCCCCCUCCUCCCCCGGCCCGCCUGCCUGGAGCUGGGGCAUCGCCCCUCCCUCCCUCUCAUGCUCUAUUACUAUCUUUUUCUUCCUCCAUCUCUCUUACUCUCUUUGGCCCCUGUUUCCUCAGGGGGCCCGCUAUCACACACAGAUAGCACCCAUAAGCAUAGAUCGCUUUAGGAAGCUAACAGCAGCCUUGUCACCCGGCUACAAAGGGCAUUUUAGUAGAGGGGGGGGUGGGGUAGAGGCGAAAACUGAACGGACAUAGAUAAUAGCACCAGUGACCAAUAAAGGGGAUUCAUACUAACGCUGUUGGAAGCACACAGCGCGACCCCCAUUAGCGAGAGGGAGCCAUUGUCCAGCCCCACCACCUGCGACUUCGAUCAUAACUACUCUUCAAAACCCAUAGCACAUAAUUGAAACGGCCUUAAUCCCAUAGCCCGUCUGAAGGGACGAACAGGCUAGGCUACUGGGCACGUAGUUAUAACCCACAAGGUCACUAGCCCUAUACCAGCUCAUGUGGACAGUCUCAAACAACCUUGGCUUGACCGCACGACUAAUGCAGACCCCUACUACGCAACACCACUAUCUGCAAGUUAACGUAAUAUCAAAACUGUGCCUCUGUUACAUGCUAUGUAUAUGUCUUUCCUUUUGUUGUUCCUAUUUUAUGCAAAUGUUGUCGUGGCGACACGACCUCCUGUAUCAUCUUGUGCACAGACAAAUAAAGAAUUUAAAAAAAUAUAGCUUUUAAAAAAAACUUUCAAAAAACAAAUAAUAAUUUGGGUAACAAAGUAAUUUUCGGCCUAAGGGCAUCCUGAAUUUUCGGUUUCGGUGCAUCCCUUAUCACAAUGGUGGAUCACUGGUAGAUUCCAAGAUGUUGUAGAACUGCAACUGACAAUGCUUUGACAAAGUGUAAUGGCAGAUGUAAUGUAGUCCUACGAUAUCUGGGAUUCUACAAUUUGUCCAGCCCAGCUCUAUAAUAAUACCUUUGUAAGGAUGCAAAAUAGUUAUGGCCCUCUCUCUCUCUGAUAUUUAUAAACAAAUAUUAGUCCUACCCUUUAACUCCCAUCAUUCCUGGGUUUCCAUAUAGACUACAGAAUUUGGAUCCAAUGUAUAAACAAAAUAAAUGAUAAAGUAACAGUACGUGAUCUCCAAUAUACACUUAAAACGUCAUUGUCAUGCUGAACUUACCUUUCUUUAAUCGAUUCCUCUUCUCUCCCUCUGUCAGGAUCUGUUCUUUGAAAGUAUGGACUACUUUUUCUUAUGGAGGUUUCCUACACUUGACCAGCAGAGGAGCAAAGUGUGCUUUGUUUACGGUGAUCAAAGCAAUUUUCCCACAAUUCUCACCUUUGAUCUGUGAUCUAGCGAUGCUUUCCAUCAGUAUUCCCAAACGUCCUGUCACUUAGACAGAACGCUGGCGAAACUACCGAAUUGCAUCCUAACAGAAAGAGAACAAUUUGUUUAUUCAUGUUAUGACGCAAUUUGGGACUUUGUUCGUAUCGGAAUUUCAUUCUAAUAAAUUAAACUCCGAUCCUAUUCCUGCCACGGCUGCAUCUUGCAGCCGCUUAGUAGAUGGCUCCCUAAUUCCCAUGGUAUCAGGGACCCAUCUACCAAAAGUCUGAAAGACCUAAAUUGGUCUUUCAGCCAAAUUUACUAAUACAAAGCAAAGAUUACUUAGUGUUAGUAAAUUCUGCCAGUACUCGCUAUACUGCGAGUAGGGACAUGUCUCACUGUUAGAAAGAAAAAAAACAAACCCUAGUGUCGCCCCUCCUGUGCCGCGCAAGUGGGGGCUAUUAAACUGAACAGGGACCUAUUGCGGCGGCUGUGGGCCCUAAAUGAAAAUGUUAACCCCCUCCAGGUGACUAGGGGUCCCCAAGCCCCUAGUCACCACCCUACCCAAAAAAAAUGAAUAAACCCCUACCUACCCCCCUCACCCUAAAAAUAGUGAGGGGGAACAAGAGAACUAAGUACCUGUAAAAACUAAAUAAAACUUACCAUUUGAUGUCUUUUUUCAGCCCCAAAAAGGCCAAAUAAAAGUCCAUAAUACCCGUUGCACUUUGAAAAUAACAUUAAAAAAAAAAAAAAAACUUUUUAUUUUUUUAGUUUAACAGUGAGCAGCUGUUUACUAGACAUGCCCCUACUCGCGGUAUAGCAAGUAGGGGCAGAUUUUACUAACACUAAGUAAUUUAUACUUAGUAUUAGUAGAUAGCUCCCUAAUUCCCACGUCAUUUGGGAGCUAUCUACCUAGCAGCUGCAAUAGGAUGAGAGUUUCAUUCAUUAGAAUGAAAUUCCGAUACGAACAAAGUCCCGAAUUACGUCCUAACAUGAAUUAACAAACUGUUCUCAUUCUGUUAGGACGCAAUUCGGUAGUUUCGCCGGCGUUCGGUCUAAGUGACAGGACAUUCGGGAAUACUGACAGGAAGCAUCGCAAUAUCAUGGAUCAAAGGUGAGAAUUGUUGGACAAUUGCUUUGAUCACCGCACUUUGCUCCACCGCUGGUCAGGUGUAGGAAACCUCCAUAAGACAAGGUAGUCCCUACUUUGUCUUAAAGAAAACUUGAGCAGACAGGAAGAAAUAAAGAACAGAUCCUGAGAGAGGGAGAGAAUAGGAAUCUAUUAAAGAAAGGUAAGUUCGGCAUGACAGUGCUGCUUUAACCCCUUAAGGACACAUGACAUGUGUGACAUGUCAUGAUUCCCUUUUAUUCCAGAAGUCUGGUCCUUAAGGGGUUAAAAUAGAUUUUUAAGUUCACCAGACAGCGUCUAAUCAAAUCUCCUGAGUGAGUCCUAGAUUAAUAUUUACCUUCUUUGUUUUCAGCUCAAAGACAAAAUCUGUAAUGAAAUCUUUUGUAGCAGUUGCAAAAUUUAAAGGACCACUACAGUGCCAGGAAAACAAACUUGUUUUCCUGGCACUAUAGUGCCCUGAGGGUGCCCCCACCCUCAGAGUCCCACUCCCGUGGCGCUCAACGGGGAGGAAGGGGUUAAUCCCUUACCUUUUUUCCAGCGCCGGGCUCCCUCGGCGCUGGGACUCUCCUCCCUCUUCUGACGUCACCGGCUGAAUGCGCAUGCACGGCAAGAGCCGCGCGUGCAUUCAGCCAGUCCAUAGGAAAGCAUUCUCAAUGAAUAUUAAUAAUAAAUAAGCAAUAAAUAUUGCUUAUUUUUUAUUGUAUUUUUUUUUAAAUUUAUAGUAUGUACUUUGUUUUUGUUUUAUUAGUCGUUUUCAUAUCGGUGCAACCUGUUUUUACUAUUAAAAUGUAUCGGAGAUAUUUGUUUUAAAAUACGUAUUCUUUUUAAAUAUAAUACAUUUUUGGAAGUCUCCUAGGGAUGCAAUCGAUCAUUGCCCGUGCAAUCCUAGAUUAAUUUUCCAUUUGCAUGUGCAUUUACACCCUUUUCUCAUAAGCAUCCUUGAACUGCCUGUUGUGCUUUAUUUGGAGAGAAAAAGAAUGAAAACUGCUCAAUGUUUUGAAUGCAAUAGUGAUUACAAUUUUUCAAUGGCAGGUAUAUGACAUUGUGCACACUUCUGGUAUAUAGUCUAUUAACCCCUUAAGGACACAUGACAUGUGUGACAUGUCAUGAUUCCCUUUUAUUCGAGAAGUUUGGUCCUUAAGGAGUCAAAGUGACUCUGGCACAUUCUGGGGUGUUUGCAUAAUUUGCAAAGACCUCUGACGGUGACUGCUCUGCUGCGUAUCCAGUGGCCCUGGAUGUAGGAUAAGGUGAGCAAUAAAACCAAAAAACUGACUUGUCUAGUUUUGUCACGUGUAGAAAAAAAAUAAAUAUCAAAGUCUUUACUUUCUCUUAGUAUAUCUUUCGGUGAUAUUUUAAUGAAAUACUCAUUUUGGAGGGUAGGGGAGGGAAGUGUCAGUGCCACUUUUAAGAACAUACAAAUACAAUCAGGAAGAUUAAGAUCUUUUCUGUUUUGUUGCAUACUAAAUAGAAGUAAUUGCUACUUUGUAUAUGUAUUCCUGACAAUAUAGUGACAAAAUAACUCCUUUAGGUCCCCAGCCUCCCUUUGAAAAAGGGAUUUUACGCACCUUUUCUCCACCUCCGAUGCUGGGAAGUCUUGAUGAUCUCUGCCAAUCCAAUGCUUUCCCAUAGGAAAAAACACCACGCUGCGCCAAUCAACAUCUCCUUAUAGAGAUGCAUUGAAUCAGUGCAUCUCUAUGGGGGAAAGUUCAGUGUAUCUAUGCAGAGUGUGGAUAUACUGAAUGCAGCUGCUACACACUAUGCAACACUGACCCAGGAAGCACCUUUGGUGGCCAUCUGACUGCCACUAGGUGAUAAUAGGCGGUAAUGUAAACACUAAAAACUAAUGGGGGAAAAAAGCUACUUGCACACUAUUCCAAAUCCCUAUGCAUAUAUAGAUAAAUGGAGGUUUUUAGGCCAUUAGAAUGUAAGCCCACCUGCCACGUCAAGGCAAACCUCUUAGGUGGGUCCUACACCAACAAUUCACCUUGAUUGCACUGUUUGCUCAUCCUCUUCAAUUAGCUAUAUAGUCUUUGAAAAAAAUGGUAACAAACAAGUCGUGUUGAGAUGUUUGUGGGGGCCCUGCAUGAUUUUAUUGCUUCUACUUAAAGGAACACUAAUAUUAAAAAUAAAUAUUUUUAAUGUUGGCAUAUUUCUUACUCUGUAUACAUGCGACCUGCCUACCUAUUUUCAAAAAAACAAAAAACACAAACAAUGCUGGUAAAAUCUUAGGUCAAAUCUAAUGCUUCUCAUAAAAGCAUUGUGGACCUGCAGUGCAUCCCUCUUGCCACUAAACAUGUCCACGGCUAAGCCAUAGUCCUGAUAGUUUUCACAAUAUGACCAUUUGUUUGCAACUCACGCCGUCCAUUGACAUUCAUUGAAUCUCCUUUCUAGCCACCUCAAAUUUGAAGGGCAAUUUCUAAACUGCGACUGUGCCUUCAUUGUUAAUAUUUCAGAGACAUACUAAAAUACGACCGUUUGAAGAUGGCAACCACCAGUGAAGUGAGCAAGUUGGAGCAGUUUGUUUUUAACCGCUCUUCUCUGCCCUAUUUGAAAUCUAUUAGUUCCUGUUGGCAGUUGGUGGGAUAUUCGAGGGAUUUUAAAGAUUUGAAAGCUCUUCUCUGCCCUUGCUGUAGAGUGAGUGAACCACACUCCAACCUUUCCACAGUUGCUCCAGCCACUCCAACCACACAACAGUUACUCAAGCCAUUCCACUCAGUUACUCCGCCCACUCCAGUUGUAGACUACUGGUGGAGGCAAGAACACUUCACACAAUUUCCCCAGAAAUUGUAGCUUCUCUAGUUUUACUGUAGGGCACCCACCCGCCGUUCAGGAGUUGGGGGCCGGGGGGGGGGAGCACUGGAGGGGGGGACUUUUUUUUUUUUUUUUUUUAAGUGAGCUGGCUGCUCACUGUUUAAUAGACAUGCCCCUACUCGCGGUAUAGCGAGUAGGGGCAUAAUUUACUAAUACUAAGUAAUCUUUACUUAGUAUUAGUAAAUUUGGCUGAAAGACCAGUUUAGGUCUUUCAGUCUUUUAGUAGAUAGCUCCCUAAUACCGUGGGAAUUAGGGAGUUAUCUACUUAUUAAGUAACUUACAUUUUAUAUGAAUGUAUGUUAUUUGAUUGUUGUAAGUGUUGCAAAUGCUUACAGCUGAAUCCUGGCUAUGUUUGUAUACUUUUUAUUUAAAAUUGUAUACAGUUUAACAUUCUUCAUUCUUCCACUGGGUAGGUAUAUUAGUUCUUAGGCAAUACUGUGCUUCGGAACUUCUACACUUUGGCACUUCAGCAACUUCGGAAAUUCGGUAACUUUGGGACUUCGACCAUUCGACAAUUCAUCUAUUCGGACAUUCAGAAGUACCCGAAUGUCCAAAUUCACAUUCGGACCGAAACAAAUUGCACAUGUCUAAUAAAUAGGUGCUAGUGGUUAUUGUAUUCGAUGAAUCACGAAACGUGUAAGGCUUUAUGGCAACCGCUAUUUUCGGGUUGGAGUAGAAUGCAGCCUUGGAACGCACGCCAAGAUCAGCAAAAUGGAUCUCGGCAGAUUACCUCCUCUCAGCCGGCCAGAGGGAGGAUUUCAUCUAACCAACGUGUCUCCAUAUCCUGCAGCCACAAAUUUUUCCAGAUAUGCCUGUUUGAUUUAAAUUUCUGUGAGUGUUUUUAUUCUUUUCUACAAUAAACCAAUUGUUUUAUAAAGAGCACUAUGGCUUCUCCAUUUCUUUUUCAGAAUACAGUGAAGAUCCAGUCAGUUUAGAUCUAUUACUGUGAUCUAUAAGUUAUUAUUAUUUCUCUGUACAGCUGUUCCAGCAAGAUACAACAUAGUGAGCUUUUCUUUUUUUCUAAUUGGAUUUUUUAUUUUCUCUCCAGCCGAAUAGUUUCUUUUUGUCUGGGAAAGAAUAAGGCUGUCCUAACUAUACGAUAAGGCCAGGGACUAAUGAAAGUAUUUAGAAAAUUGGGCAGACUAGAUGGGCCGAAUCUGCUGUCACAUUCUAUGUUUCUAUGUGUGGCAAUUUGCAUGAUUGCAGGGUAUUGGUUUUGUAUUUUAGAGUACUUAUUUAAAAUGAAGUCCUUACACUGAGCUAGCCAAUUCCAUGCUGCACAAGGUAUGAUAAAAAUAGAUGCCAGGUCAACCUCACUGAUCGGUGUAGACUCCUAACCUUUGCUUUGCCUUUUGUCACGUUCCAUGUCUAGUUCUAAACUUCAAAAUACUUCCAUAUUCAAACUUUUAAGAUAAUGCUGUCAAUUGCAUGUGUAAUAGCCUCCUGUGGCAGUUGACCACAAAAAAGGUUGAAUUUUAAAAUCAAGUAAUCAUGCAUUACAACUGCAUGAGUGUAAGCUAAAGGUAAUGAAACCCACGUAAAAAGCGGUUUGACAAAUCCCGGGCACCAGAACAAUUCUUAGUUCCAAUGGGCGACCUGUCUCUUGAUCUCUGUGCGCCGGGAGGUCACGCAGGGGAAUGACAAGUUGUCAGGGCACCAUGUGUCUAUUCGCCGCACGCCCAUUUCACAGAGUCGCCCGCAUCACCGCCCAUUCCCCUGCACUGGUCCACUGUAACCUGAUUGUGCUCAGUCCCACUAGACCCCAGAAAUGCCACCCUAGGAAACAGGAGGGUGGUUAAAAUAUGUAUUUUCUUUCGCUGUGUGUAGAUCUGUAUGUUUGCAUCUAUGAAUCUUUGUGUAUCUAUUUGAGUGUAUCAAAUAAUAAAUAAAAUACUUAUAUCAAUCUUGAUAAAAGGCUUUGCUACAUGCAGAGUUUGGAGACGCUGAAUAAAGGUGCUGCAUAGGACACACUUUAGUGGCUGUUUGAGUGACUGCCACUAGAGGUGUUACUAGGCUGUAAUGUAAAUACUGCCUUUUCUCUGAAAAUGUAGGGUUUACAUGGGAAAGCUUCCAGGAACAUGCUAUAGAUACCAGAACCACUACAUUAAGCUAUAGUGGUUCUGGUGACUAUAGUGUCCCUUUCAGAAUUUUAUUUUUGUCGUUGACAAAAACGGGCUCCUAGAUUCAAAGCAAAUUUGUGAAGCCCUGACAUAAAAUAUAAGUAAGGUAGAAUUAUAAAUAUUAUAAUGUCGUUUUUAGUUAUGAAUAUAAAAUGCUGCACUAGGAUUGGAACAGUACUAGUAGCAAAGGGGAAAUCUUUAUUUUAUAAUAAUACCAAUACCAUCCUGGUAUGUUUCUUAGUUUAGCAACUGUACCAAUAAAAAUGUAUAAACCUGUCAGAUUUAUAAAAAAAUAUAUAUUUUUCUCUUCUUCAUGUAGAAUUCGAUCCGCCACAACUUAUCACUUCACAGCAAAUUCAUCAAAGUUCACAAUGAGGCCACUGGUAAGAGUUCUUGGUGGAUGCUAAACCCAGAGGGAGGAAAGAGUGGCAAAGCUCCACGCCGAAGAGCAGCAUCCAUGGACAACAGCAGUAAACUAGUCAAAGUGCGAAACAAGGUAUCCAAGAAAAAGUCUCUAGUAACUGGUGAUCCUCCUGCUGGCAGUCCCAAUUCGCAACCCAUUAAGUGGUCUGGUAGCCCAUCAUCACGGAAUUCUGAAGAUCCUGAUGUAUGGACAAGCUUUCGCCCUCGUACCGGAUCUAAUGCUAGCAAUCUCAGUCUCCGUCUGUCCCCAAUUUUGACAGAGCAGGAUGAUGUGGCAGAUGAAGAGCUUCACUCCUCUCUCUCAUUCUCAAACAGUGUUCCCCCAACUGUCACAGAGGAGCUGGAACUAAUUGAUAGCCUCACUCUACUUACUUCAGGAGCACCACUCCCUCCUCCACAAUCAUUGCUUCAAGGAACAUCCAGUUUUGCUCUGCAUCCCCCUCAGGCCAUGUCUUUUGGUAAUUCCUUGUUCAAUCCUGUGGAGUCUUCUGCUGUGAGAGGUACUUCUGGUCACUUUCAACGGCCUCAGACUCUUGAAGCCCUCCUUACAUCUGAUUCUCCACCACCCAGCAAUGUGAUGUUGACACAGGUUGAUCCAGUGCUGGCUCAAAGCGGAGGGCAGAACCUAAUUAUGAUGAGCAAGGGUAGAACCCCAGACCAACCCUCUGUGCCACUGACCUCUUUAGUUCCACCUACCACACUUGCAAUGUUGGGGCUCCCUCCAGCUUCUUCAAUGCCGUCCCCAAAGCCAUCCUCUUUUGGUUUAUCUUCUGAACGGCUUCCAAAAGACUUAGAGAUGGACCUGUUUCUUGAAAACCUGGAGUGUGAUAUGGAAUACAUAAUCAAUAAUGACUUGAUGGAUGAGAGUGUCUUGGACUUCAAUUUUGAUCCCUCACACCCUGGAACAAAUCAAGGCAACAACCACAGUUGGGUGCCCAGCUAAAUACAGGUAUUAGUGAGUCAGAAAAAUAGAUGAAAGGGUUUGGGAUCAAUAUGAUAAUUCCAUGUAAGGGAAAAUGUAAAAAAAAGUGGAGUCACUGGGGGAUGUAAAAUUAUCCGGGUAUCUGAUUUAAAAGUGUAAUAUGUGUUGUAACCUCUGUUUUCUGUUCUGCAGAUUUCAUGAGCAAUCCACCAAAACAUUACGGUGGAUUUUAUGGUUUCUUUGAAGAUGGCUUCAAUGACAAGAUCUACUUACUCCAUUUGUCUCCAUGCACUGCUCAAGCUGCAGAAACACCUAAACAAGCUCCAUUCUUAGAUCAGCCACACAUACUUCCUCCCACUUAGUGCUGCAUAUGUUUAAAGCUGUAAGGCAGCUAAGGUAACAUCUGGAAUGAGACUUGCCUGUUUUCACUAACUGCAUUAGAAACCUUUCUAUGCUCUCUACCACAGACUGGGGAGGUUUAUUGAAAGUGCAGUGACUGGUAACUUGAGCCAUAUUUACAAAAUGAAGGAGAGCCCCGAAUAAAUACGUGGCAGCGUAAGAAAUCCCUGUUCAGUUAGUGUGCUUUCAAAUGGCAUUGGGCCUACCUUCAGCAAUGAAACCUGACUGCCAAACCUUGGUGGUCAUCUACGCUAUCAAGUUAAUGGUUUAUAGAACCUGUGCCACAAGACUUCUACCAUUGUGAUUAAACUCACCAGCAUUUAACCGAAGAGGAAUCCACUGUGUCCUGUACAAAUUCAUGGCACUUACCUCCUGUUUCAUGCUGUAAUUAAUGUCUCAUGGUGUGUAAGGAGCGGUGUAUAGAAAGGUGCAGGCACCGAACAUCAUCCAGACUAAGAUCGAACAAUUACUUAAGACGAUUCAGAAAUGUUAGUACAGGAACAUAGGAUUUUUUUUAUACUAAUUUUUGUAGCUGAUCAUAUAGGGUACUAUGUAAUUUUGCUAAAACACUAAAGAGAUGAAGUUAAAAGUGGAGGGUAAUUAGGUGCUCAGCUCUCCUCAGAAGGUUAUUUUUAUGGUUUUGGUCAUUUCUACUCCACCUCACUAUGCUGCAAUCUUUUUAACCUCUUGAGUGGCCUGCCGUUAUGUGUUAUGGAAUCUCUGAGAUGCAAACCAUUUGCUUUCUGAAAUUACAACACAAGUUUCAUUUUUUUUUCUUCAGCACUACAUUUUAGUGGUGUUAAGAAAAAAAAAAUAAUAGAAAAGACAUUUCCUGUUGUAAUGAGCCUGGGAGUGUUUAAAAUGAGGGCUAUUCGUGGUUUCAUGUGUUCUUGGUAAAAUUUAGGAUCCGUUUGUAAAUACAAGAACUGUUCCUAAGAUGUCAGACAUUUUGUAUCCAGUUUUAAACCUCUCAUACCUUAUCAUCUGCCUUUCUAUAUUUGUGUAUGCCUUAGCUCCCAAGAAGCAGAAAAAGCACUUCAGUGGGUACAGGGCUUUCAUGAGGAUAGUUUUGUAACUGACACUAAAUUCCCUGUGAUUUCUAGAAUUUCUUUUUUAUAAUGGCUUAUUUUGUUAGCAAGGUUUGUGGUGUUUAGAGUGAGCUUGUUCAAAGCUGCCAUUCGUUUUUCAGUUGUUGCAAUUGUGUGCUUUAUACCAAGGCAAAUUAAUUGCUUUGAAGCUACAGUGUCUAUAUACACUGUGUACAAUAUUAUUACAUAAGCUUUAUUUAGAAAGGACAGUUUGCAGCAAAAGAUGGCAUCCAUUGAUACAGAGGGCUAACCACACUGUGCUAUACCAGGUUGUCUUUUUGCAGAUUUUCCUGCACCUUGUUUAUCUUAAGUUCCAAAUUUUGGGAAAUGUUUUUAUCUAAAAUGAUACAGUUUAUAUAUUGUUGGCGCCUUUAUUUUCCCCUCGAUUAACUUUUCUUGAUCCUGUUUUUCUAUAAUUGCAUGUUAAUGAACACUCCUUAAGCUCCACCCUAACUGCAUUAACUAAUCCUCCCUGGCACCAACAUAAAUCAUGUGAUAAAUCACUAAUGUGUAACAUGUACUACUUGCUGUGGCUUAGUAAGUAGUAGCAUAUAAUUUCACCUGGAUACAAGUGAUAUUACUAUACCUAUAUUAAUAUAAAAUUUUAGAAUGAAAUCAAGCUGAUAAUUCUUUGAAAAAUAUGUAGAUGGUAUAAGAUUAUAUUUUGAACUCCAUUUUUUUUUUUAUAAAUAGAAAAUGAACAUUACUUAAUAGUUCUUAAAAAACAAAAAUCAAACCAAGUUUACACAUUUUAUUAUGAAAAGACUGUUUAUUAUUCAAUGACUGUGCCGUACUUUUUCAACAAAUCAGAGUCAUUUUGAAAAUGUAUAUAUAUUCAAGACUUACACACAUUUGAAUAAACAAGUAUUUUAAAAUAAAUAUAAACCUUUCCAAAAGAUGUGGUUAGAUUGCAAACUAGAAGUUAAGUCGACUUUAAUCAGUUUAUUUUAAUCUUUACAAGGAUACCAACCUCUGUUAAUUAGGUUUUCAUAGGAAAGGGACACCUCUGAGCACAUUGGAUAUAGUCUCCACUAUUUUAGUAAAAAGUAUCCAUUCAGUGGAAAAAUUCUUGAUGGCAAUGUGUGAGGUUUUAUAAUGCAUAUUACAUAUUUUACAGGAAAAAGGUAGAUUGUACAGAUAUACACAAAGAUAAAUAUGCAAAGAUAGACAAAUAUAUAGGUACAGAUUUAUGUAAGGAUACGUAUUAUAUAAAUGGAUAAGCAUUUCAAUAGAUAGAUCUACUUACAGAGAUAUAUAUAUAUAUAUACACACACACACAAAUGCUGAAUGUAAAUGUAGAUUAAGGUACAUGCAGAACUGGACAGAAGCCAUGAACUAUGGCUCCUGAUAUUGCAUUGCAGGCUGUCGAGGACAGGGGGUAGAGGGAGGCGGCAUUUAGAUCAAUGUCUUGGAAUCACUUUAGAACAGAUGGUUCCCUAGGCUGAAGGAUUUCCAGAGUAUUCACUAAACACGGAAUUAAUUAAGGAAUUGCAAGUGUUAAGGCAUCAUUAAGUGAGCUAUAAUAAAAAGGAGAAAGGAAAUGGAGAUUGUUUUUCAAAUCAACUUAUUAGUCUAAAAAAGGUGUAAUCAUUUUUUUCAAUUCCAGAAAAUGUUUGCUGAAUAAUUAUGUAUUGUUAUGGUGAACAUCCACUAAUGUAGUGGUUCAGCUUUUUCCUAUCUUCAGUAAUGAUUGUCUUGUUUCUAGCUUAAGGCUCUUGAGCUAUUCUAGUACCUCUCAGUUUCAUGCUUUAAGAGCCACCAACUCAAUAAGAGUCCAUGACACCGAAACAACCAAAUUGUUAGGCUCUUCAAGUGAUGUUUUACUAAUGUCGGCAGUAUAACUGUAUUGAGCUAAUUGGUUAUACAAAACAUGCCAAGAUGUGUAUGGACUAGAUUGUGAAGACCCAUUGGUAUUGAUAUCGGGUUAAGCAAGAGAUGGUGCUGCAGUUUUCAUUCUAAGAAGUGGGAAGCAAGGCAAGGUUUAUUAGAUAAGAAAUUGCUGCUGCUCUGGAAAUCUCUACUAAAUCUUUAAAGGAUUACUCUAAGUAUCAUAAUUACUGCAGGUCUCUAUAGUGAUUAUGAUGCUUGCUGUAUCCUGGCCCAAUUUCCCAGUAAAUAGGGUAAAUUGGUUUGUUACAGAGGGUCCUCUUACCUGGGUACCAUGUGUCCUAAGGCCAGUAACAACAUCCAGCUUCUGCAGAGCUGUGUCAGCUGACCACGCUCCUCCAAUAAAUUUAAUUAUGUGCAUAGAUAUAUGCACAGAAUGUACAAUAGCCAGCUGAGAACUCUUGUUCCUGGGCUGGCUAUUGACGCCCCAAUGACAUGGCCAGAGGUAGGGUAUCACCUCUGGCAGUAGAGGGGUUAAACGUCAUAUCGCUGAAGUGGUCAUGUUGCUUGGAGUAACCCAUUAAUGCCUGUGUGACUGCUUAGCCCAAAGUAUGGCCCUGGCAACCUCCUUUUGUGCGUUCCUUGGCUCAUAAAUUCAUCAUAAUGAUGUUCAUCAUUGGUACAUCUAGGAGCAGGGAUAAGUAACAUUUUGCACUCAAGAUGUUGUGGAUUACAUCUUGCAUAAUGCUCUUACAUCCUUAAUGCUGACAAAGCAUUAGAGGAGAUGUAGUCCACAAAGUCUGGCGUGUUGAAGGGUGCCAACACCUAAACUAGAGUGAAAUAUUUGGAUUUCAAAAUUCCCACUAGUGUGAAAAUAAUGAAUUGUGAGCAUAUAGAUUCCUUUGUCUUCCCAUGUGGGAAAAGGUGUUCUGGUACCCUACUACGCCAUCUGUUGAAGUACCAACAGCAUUUUUAAUAUUUUUUUUUAUAUAACAUUUUGCAGAGUAGUGAUUUUGUUACCUCUAAUGUCUAAUAUGGUACCGUGCCUGCUAAAACUGAUUUUCCGGCAUGGAAUAUAGAAGUAUAUGACAGGUUAGUGGAGUAUAAAGGUUUAAAGAUACUGAUGUCACAAACUUUGGUAUUGCCUUUUGUUUGAUAUAUUGUGAUAUUCUGCACCAGCAUUAAACCCUAUGGAAACUGAUCUUUUGCAUUACAUUGGGAAUUUUUAUACAUAGCAAAGUCACUUUCAGCCUCAUUUUAUGCUUAACACAUUGGGUGAAGCAAAGUUAGCAGAAUAAAAAUAAAUAAAUUCCGAUCACCUUUGCUCAUUUACCAGCAUACAUGCCAAAUUUUGCAAAUAUUUUUCAAAAAUGGUGAACAUUUUGCACGGUAGAAAGAAAUAUUCUUAAAGUGUACGUUUAGAAGAUAGUCAUAUUUGAGAAGUAUUAGCAGUAUCUGGCUGCGCAAAUAAACUCCUUCCCUUCCAACUCCAUGUGGAAUGUAUGCUAGUUUUCAUUUUUAUAAAACCAGAACUGCAAAAAAAUAAAUAAAUAACAUACACAAUAGUUUAUUAUUCUACGAGUUAGACAUCUGGACAAGUCUUUAGAAGACAGGGAGCACUACAUUUUUUUUUUACAUCAGUACAUACUAAAAGUGGGUUAUUAAAACGUAUGCUUGUCAAGAAACAUAAGCAGUUGUGGGGUGUGAACACCAGAUAUUUAGCUAUAGUGUACAAAAGUUGUGUGUGAACAAUGUUACACCUGCAGCAGAAACAUAACUCAGUAAUGCAACUAUCAAAUUGCUAAAUUACAGCAUAAGAUGCCUUAAACAUUUAACCCAUUGGACAUGUUUGCAUUUUGUAGUGUUACAACCUGGAAUUAAAAUUGAUUUUAUUAUGAUUUUUACUCUUUGAUUAACACAACAUACCCAACACUUGGAAAGUGAAAACAUUUUUAUAUUCAUUGUUGCAACAUCAUUAAGAAAAAUAUAUACUAAUUUAAUUUGUUGCAGUGGCAACGCCUUUCUCAUCAAAUUGGGAUACGUUCACACCAGACUGCAAGAUGGUGAGAC
This is a messenger RNA of Pelobates cultripes (western spadefoot toad), 22732 nucleotides long. The record is from the annotation of a GenBank genome assembly. Lineage: Eukaryota; Metazoa; Chordata; Amphibia; Anura; Pelobatidae.